AUGGUUAAGAUCAUCUUCUACGAAGACAAGAACUUUCAGGGCCGCUCCUAUGAGUGCAACUCGGAUUCUUCAGACCUGAGCUCAUAUUUUAGCCGCUGCAACUCUAUCCGGGUAGAAAAUGGCAACUGGAUUCUUUAUGAACAGCCAAAUUACAGGGGACACCAGUACUAUCUCAGGAGAGGAGAAUAUCCUGAUUUCCAGCAAUGGAUGGGUUACAAUGACUCCAUCAGAUCCUGCCGUCUGACCCCACAACACCGUGGCCCAUUUAGAAUUAGGAUCUAUGAGAGAGAAGACUUUAAAGGUCAGAUGAUGGAGUUCACUGAAGAUUGUCCUCAAGUCUAUGAGCAAUUCCGUUACCAUGACAUCAACUCCUGCAAUGUGUUUGAUGGUCACUGGAUCAUCUUCUACGAAGACAAGAACUUUCAGGGCCGCUCCUAUGAGUGCAACUCGGAUUCUUCAGACCUGAGCUCAUAUUUUAGCCGCUGCAACUCUAUCCGGGUAGAAAAUGGCAACUGGAUUCUUUAUGAACAGCCAAAUUACAGGGGACACCAGUACUAUCUCAGGAGAGGAGAAUAUCCUGAUUUCCAGCAAUGGAUGGGUUACAAUGACUCCAUCAGAUCCUGCCGUCUGACUCCACAACACCGUGGCCCAUUUAGAAUUAGGAUCUAUGAGAGAGAAGACUUUAAAGGUCAGAUGAUGGAGUUCACUGAAGAUUGUCCUCAUGUCUAUGAGCAAUUCCGUUACCAUGACAUCCACUCCUGCAAUGUGUUUGAUGGUCACUGGGUGUUCUAUGAAGAGCCUAACUACAGGGGGCGCCAGUACUACCUGAGACCCGAAGAGUACAGAAGAUACACUGAUUGGGGAGCUAUGAAUCCUAGAAUUGGUUCCUUCAGACGAGUCAUGUUUCAUUAA
Bombina bombina (fire-bellied toad) is the source of this 912-nucleotide messenger RNA. RefSeq names its product gamma-crystallin-3-like. Bases 1 to 912 code for a protein of 303 amino acids. Gene Ontology annotation, biological process: lens development in camera-type eye; visual perception. Gene Ontology annotation, molecular function: structural constituent of eye lens. NCBI's taxonomy places the organism in Eukaryota, Metazoa, Chordata, Amphibia, Anura, Bombinatoridae. The transcript has 5 exons. The record is from RefSeq and is a predicted model, not a curated record.